UACUUUUUCUUGCACUAAAAAAAACGCAGAGAAGCUCUCAUGUGGGCUGACAUGUGACACUGUGCUCGUGCCCAUACAGUGUACAUUAGAUCCUCAGUUUAUUCAGAGUAGAUAAGUUCCUCUGGCUCAUAUAGGACAGUAUGUAGGUGACGGAGCUCUCAGUAUUCCCAUGUAGAGAGAGUCGGGUCUAUAAAAGCAUCCAGAGUCAGCUCGGUGUGAAAGUGAAGCUGCCAUCCAGGAUGUGCUCCAAUACGCACACACGCUAAAAAUAGUCCACAGGUUUAAAUUUAGGUUAAAGUCUGUUGUGUGCGGAGGAUGCUGCUGUGGGAUUCAGAGCCAUCUAGUGGACGAAAUGUGUAACUGCAGCGUUGGUCAUGUGGUGCGAUCAGAGCGCAGAGAGGAGGAUUUGAUGCUGAGGAGACGCAGACAGAAUCUGUGAAAACACUCCGUCUGAUGAUCGCUCCUCGAGGAGUGUGUGUGACGGGGGGGAUGAAGAGAAGUAGCCUGCGGGGGAUUAGCGGCAAAUGAGGAGGGAGGAGAGAAGAGAGUAACGGAGAAAGAGAGAGAGAGACGAGCGAGGCAGCAGCGGCAGGAGGAGGAGGCAAGAUGAGGAAAGGAGCAGCAGAGGAGAUGCAGGAGAGAACCAUGAGAUCCUAAGGACGCUAACAGUCAGCAGGAGGGAUGCUGCUCACGCUGCUCUUCUACCUGCGAGUCAAAGAAUCGAUCUACCGCCGCGGGGCCAGAAGAUGGAGGAAACUGUACCGAGUCAACGGACACCUCUUCCAGGCCAAACGCUUUAACAGGAAAGCCGACUGUGGCCACUGUAGUGAACGGAUAUGGGGGCUGGGCCGGCAGGGCUACAAGUGUAUCAACUGCAAACUGCUGGUCCAUAAGCGCUGUCACAGACUCUUCCCUCAGACCUGCCAAACGCUUAUGGAUCCAGCUAUGCCAUCACAGGAGCCCCCCUCAGAUGGAAAAGGUGACGAGGUGGACCUUCCACCAGACGACACAGAGGACACAGACAGGAUACCGUUUUUACCGCACAACUGUACCGUGGAUAAAACAGAGGAUGGAGACGCGGAGGACAUCAAAGCGGUGGUGGACGGCAUCGACGGGAUCAAACUGUCUCCCGGUCUCGCUCUCGGCCUCGGGGACUUUGAUCUGAUCCGGGUGAUUGGGCGUGGCAGCUACGCCAAAGUCCUGCUGGUGCGGUUAAAGAAGAACGAGCAGGUGUACGCCAUGAAGGUGGUGAAGAAGGAGCUGGUCCAUGACGACGAGGAUAUCGACUGGGUGCAGACGGAGAAGCAUGUGUUCGAGCAGGCGUCCACCAACCCUUUCCUCGUCGGCCUCCACUCCUGUUUCCAGACAGCGAGUCGGUUAUUUCUGGUGAUUGAGUAUGUGAACGGCGGGGACUUGAUGUUUCAUAUGCAGCGACAGAGGAAGCUCCCUGAAGAACAUGCAAGAUUUUAUGCAGCAGAAAUCUGCAUCGCUCUGAACUUCCUGCAUGAAAAAGGAAUCAUCUACCGCGAUCUGAAGCUGGACAACGUGCUCCUGGACCAUGACGGACACAUCAAGCUCACAGACUACGGCAUGUGCAAGGAGGGGAUCAGACCAGGUGACACCACCAGUACCUUCUGUGGAACCCCAAACUACAUCGCACCUGAGAUCCUCAGAGGAGAGGACUACGGCUUCAGCGUGGACUGGUGGGCUCUGGGCGUGCUGAUGUUUGAGAUGAUGGCUGGCAGGUCUCCGUUCGACAUCAUCACCGACAAUCCUGACAUGAACACAGAGGAGUACCUGUUCCAAGUUAUUCUCGAGAAGCCCAUUCGCAUCCCAAGGUCUCUGUCAGUGAAAGCUGCCAGCGUGCUCAAGGGCUUUCUCAACAAGGAUCCCAAGGAGCGGCUGGGGUGCCAGGUCGAGACGGGCUUCACAGAUAUCAAGUUACACACGUUUUUCCGCAGUAUAGACUGGGACCAGCUGGAGAAGAAGGAGGUGACGCCGCCCUUCAAACCUCAAAUCUCUGACGAGUACGGCCUCGAAAACUUCGACACGCAGUUUACUAAUGAACCAGUGCAGCUAACACCAGAUGACGAGGACGUCAUCAAGAGAAUAGACCAGUCAGAGUUUGAGGGAUUUGAAUACAUCAACCCCCUGCUGCUAUCCACAGAGGAGUCUGUAUGAAGGAGAGACACGCUUCCUCCCUCGCCCACCUUCUGCUCGUCCAAGCUGCCGUCUCAGCCAAAAGACACUCAGAGCCAAGUCAGUACGAGAGGAGGAGGAGGAGGAGGAGGAGGACGACUCACCCUGUGGACAUGUCAACAAGCAAAGACAACAGGAGCAGAGUUUCGAUUGUUUCCUCUUUUUAUUUGGUUUCCUGGAAAACAAAGACUUCAGAACAUUCCCUGUCGCUCCGCCGUCUUCGCCCUUUUUUUUCCCUUCCCCCCCUCAGAAUGUCCAUUCUCACGUCGAAGCACGAGCGGCUUCGACGUGUGAGCGGAGAGAGCCGUCUCAUUCUGUGCCUGCCGUCAUGAACACGUCUCCACCCCGCCUCAUGUCCCCCGAUCCAUGACGGCUCUGCCGAGGAACUUGAAUUUUAACUUGCACUUUUUUUUUUUUUUUUUUUUGUUAAUUCCUGUUUUUUUUGUAUCUUGUAGGGGGGGGCAAAGACGCCCCACGCAGAACAAGAAUGUACACUGAGGAAGGAAGAAAUAAGUUAUUAUUAUUGUGUAAAAUAAUGUAGGUAGUGGUACAAACAUUGACGAUGCCUUUUUAUCGAUGCACAGAUUCAUCCGCAACCACGAUGUUUCUUUACUGUUGUUUUUAUGAUUUUACAAACAACGAGGGGGAGGGGACUCUUUUUAUUUAAGAAGUGCCUCAAAGAUGGAUGAACUACCGAGUCUCUGAUUGCACUUAAUCUCUUACUGAGCAUCUCUUCACGCAGAGAAAUCUGAGGGCGUGGCUUCACUCUGAUUGGAGCGCUGUAGCGUCCUUAAGACCUGACACACGAUCGAACCUUUUCAUUUCAACAGAUGAUUAAUGAGCGGUUUAUAAAUUCAUCCAAAGAGCCAGAGUAGUAUCAGAUGUUUAGAGAGUGGUGAUUGGCUGCUUCAGUCCUGUGUAUUAAAGGUGAUCUUCAGGUUCAGUCAGAUGAGGAGAAUAAAGCUCUCGUCGGCGUCCUCCCCGUGCUGGCCGAGCUCAGAUUCUUCCUCACCAGCUUCUGCUGUGUGACCAUCUGCAGCCGGCCGUAAAGAUCCUGUGACCGCCUGGCUGUGCUGUCUUGUGGAAAAGUGUUUCUGUUUCCAUUUCGGGAUCGUUGUGUGUUUCCUCCAAAAGGCUGAAUUUACAUGGAGCAACUCCAGAUUAUAAAUAUCAUGAUCUCUUUGUGCAGACAGAAUCAUCAAAAGAUAAUUAAUGUUCUUAAUGUUUAAUCUUGUUUCUUAAAGAGGGUCUCCAUCAGAACUCUCGAGACUGUAAACCCCCCCCCGACCGUUAGCGGUUACUGAUUAACGACUUCCAGCCUUCUGACACUCUGCUGCUGAGUCUACAAACACACUGCAAACUGAUUUUAUGUGAAGUGUGUGUAUGACUUCCUGUGCUUCUGCAGCCAGCCUCUAGUGGACACUGGAUGAACUGCAGGAUUUUACACUUCAGCGGUUUUAAUCAGCGGAGGUUUUAAACUAUUUUAAAUAAAUAACAGGUUAAAUAUUUUAAAUAAAACCGGGUAUUAGACUCGGGUAGGUGUGAGCUGUUGCUCGUGUAAAUCCAGCCGACACACUUGAAGUUUUGAUCCUUCAAACAUGAUUUCCUUUUCCACAGGUUGACAGUUUAAGACCGUUUUGUUUGAGGCUGUAACCUCCAUAAACAAACCACCACCUUUAAACAAAGACAGACUCGUCUCUGUACCAUCAGUGAGCCUCGCGCUGCUGAAAGGGUUAAAUCAAAGACGUCAGUGAUGAUCAGCUCGCAGCACAGAUCAAAGUCAGAGACUCUGAAAUCUCUCCGUCUGAGCUUCAGAGGACGAGGAGAAGAAGAGGAGCUCUCUCUCCAUUGGCUCAGAUUCAUUUGAUGAAAUCUGACCCGUGCUAAUGUGAUAACAACAUAAUGGGAUUAAUUAGCUGAUCCCGAGUCAAAGGUUCUCAAUUAGCCGCAGGGCGAGAGAGAGAGAGAGAUAAUGAAGCUGAUACACGCUCGCCAAUUAGUCCAAUACAACACACACUCAGAUAUACACACACACACACACACACUCAGAGACACACACACACACUCACACACUCAGAGACACACACACACACACACACACACACACACAGAGACACACACACACACAGAGACACACACACACAGAGACACACACACUCAGAGACAGACACUCGGAGAGACUUCAAGAAUCUAGAGAUCAGUCCAACAUUUAGAGGAAGCUCCUCCUCCUCGUCUCUGAGUGUGUUUGUGUGUGUGUGUGUUUGUGUUCGGGUCUUUUUGCUCAGCAGGUGAAAGGUGUGUGAGUUUUCUUUGUUUGUGGAGGGACCAGCAGAUAAACGGAGAGUCUUUGACACCACAUGAGCCCCGUGAAGGCCAAUUGAAGAUGUUCUAAAUGAUCUGAAUGAACCUCGUCCAUGAGUUCUUUUUCUAACCGGUUGGAUUCGCUUAAUUUUUGCUUCACCGCAUCUUUGUAAAUAUGUGUAAUUAUUAAAAAUGAUACUGGUUUUCCGUGAA
Molecule: messenger RNA, 4713 nt
Organism: Labrus mixtus (cuckoo wrasse)
Lineage: Eukaryota; Metazoa; Chordata; Actinopteri; Labriformes; Labridae
Gene: prkcz
Product: protein kinase C, zeta
Exons: 15
Coding region: 682-2181 (499 amino acids)
Biological process (GO): protein phosphorylation
Molecular function (GO): protein binding; protein serine/threonine kinase activity; ATP binding
Source: RefSeq, a predicted model, not a curated record